Messenger RNA from Cucurbitaria berberidis CBS 394.84, 1287 nucleotides. Its product is annotated as NAD(P)-binding protein. The transcript has 3 exons. Gene Ontology annotation, molecular function: oxidoreductase activity. Bases 204 to 1286 code for a protein of 360 amino acids. NCBI's taxonomy places the organism in Eukaryota, Fungi, Ascomycota, Dothideomycetes, Pleosporales, Cucurbitariaceae. The record is from RefSeq and is a predicted model, not a curated record.
UGUUGUCAUCCAUCCAAGCGAACGCCAUGAAUGAUUCAGAUACUUACAGCUGUCUCGGUAAAGGCAGUCUUUUCUCGCAAGAUUUAAUCAACAAACCCCCUUGAGUCCCGCACAGCAAUAUUGUAUAAUCACGUCAUUGCACUCCACAGGCGAAGCACAUUGGCAAGCUAACCUCCAACUGAGCGCCAAUACCCGCAACAACAAUGCCUGCAGCGAUUGCCAUCAAGAAAGUGGAAGGGACGCCAGGAAAAGUCUACUAUCCCCUCGAGAAAAUCACCAUCCCCGAGGCGAAGCCAAAGGACAAUGAGACCGUCAUUACACUUACCGCAGCCGCCCUAAACCACCGCGACCUCUUCAUCCGCCAGCACCUCUACCCCGGAACCACCUUCGGCGUCCCUCUCCUCGCUGACGGCGUCGGCGUCGUCACAUCAACCGGCAGUUCCUCUGCAGCAAAGUCAUGGCUCAAUAAGCGCGUCUUGUUGAACCCAGGCACAGGAUGGAAAGACAACCUCGAAGGACCCGAGCACCCAAAGGGGUACGCUAUAAUGGGCGGGACAAAGUCCAAUCCCGCAGGCACACUGGCGGACAUCGUUACGCUGGAGGCGGGCGAGUUGGAAGCGUGUCCGGAGCAUCUGAGCGAUGAAGAAGCUGCUGCGCUGCCGUUGACGGGACUAACUGCCUGGCGGGCUUUCUGGGUGAAGAGCGGGAAUGCGGUCAAGGGGAGAAACAUCCUGGUCACGGGCAUUGGAGGCGGAGUAGCGCUCAUGGUGCUCUUAUUCGGCGUCGCGCAGGGCUGUAAUGUGUACGUUACGAGUGGCAACCAGGAGAAGAUCGACAAGGCAGUUAAGCUUGGUGCGAAGGGCGGCGUGAUUUACAAAGAACAGGGGUGGGACAAGAAGCUGCAAAGCUUACUUCCUAGCGAUAGGCAAUAUCUCGAUGCGAUCGUGGAUGGAGCGGGUGGCGAUAUUGUUAACAAGGGCUCUCGACUACUCAAAGCCGGCGGCAUAAUCUCCAUCUACGGCAUGACCGUCUCACCGAAGAUGGAUUUCCUAAUGGGUGCUGUGCUGCGCAAUAUCGAAGUGCGCGGCUCGACAAUGGGCUCACGCAAAGAAUUCGCCGAUAUGGUACAGUUUGUACGGGAGAAGAAGUUGAAGCCUGUCGUUAGUCGCAGCGUACACGGGCUGGAUGUGGAGAAGAUCGAUACACUAUUCGAUGACAUGAAGAAUGCAAGCCAAUUCGGCAAGCUGGUUGUUACGCUAGGAGAGGGGAAAACUAGUAAGCUGUAGA